CCAUAUCGAGCCCCAACAUAUCGAUUCUGCAAAUGUCUCUUUCCGGUUUCUGUUGGUAGGUACUUGUGUUACGCGGCGUAUGGUGUUAAAAGUUGCUUGUGGAUGAUAAAAUAGAAUCAAAAUGAGUGAAGAGUUACCAGCCGUGGAAGAAGUUCCACAUUUUAACGCUCCGGUGAUUCAAGACAAUCCUUCAGGAUGGGGGCCUUGCGAAAUGCCGGAUAAGUUCAAAGACAUGCCGUAUCAACCAUUUUCGAAAGGGGACCGCCUAGGGAAAAUCUCCGAUUGGACUGGAGCAGCUUUUCAGGAUAAAAAAUACGCCAGCAAGUACGCUUCCCAGUUUGGUGGUGGUAGUAGCCAAUAUGCUUAUUAUCAUGAUGAAGAUGAAAGCACAUUUCACUUGGUGGAUACUACUCGCAUUCAAAAGCCUCCAUAUCAAAGAGGAAGAUUCCGGCAGAAUCAGAGAAAUAUGCGAGGCCGUGGUGGUCAGCGAGGGAUUCAGAACCAACUUCAGAUGUUGGGCAAGGGCUUAAAACUCAGGGACAGUCGAAACCAGCGACAGCCGCGUAAGUGGCCUCAAAGAACUGGGUUACGCAACAACAAGAAUCAGCUCCCCAUUAAGAGUAGAGAUGCGUCUGUAACUGUACAGUCAAAUUGGACAACUAUUGAAGAAAUGGAUUUUCCUCGUUUAGCAAAACUUUCGCUUCCAAAUGUAAAGGAAGGAGAAGAUAUUACUUGUUGUGGUUCUCUUGAAUAUUACGACAAGGCUUAUGAUCGUGUUAAUGUCAAGAGUGAAAAGCCUCUGCAGAGAAUUGAUCGUAUUUUUCACACAGUCACAACAACUGAUGACCCCAUUAUUCGCAAAUUGUCCAAGACUGAUGGCACUGUGUUUGCAACAGAUGCCAUUCUAGCUACUCUUAUGUGCUGCACUAGAUCGAACUAUUCUUGGGAUAUUGUGAUAGAAAAAAUUGGUGACAAGCUCUUCCUGGAUAAGAGAGAUAAUACAGAAUUUGAUUUAUUGACAGUGAACGAGACAUCAGUGGAGCCGCCUCAGGAUGAUGGAAAUAGUUUAAAUUCUCCAAGGAAUUUAGCUUUAGAGGCCACAUUUAUUAAUCACAACUUUUCCCAACAAGUCCUUAAAACUGGUGAGCCACGUUUCAAAUUUGAUGAACCAAAUCCAUUUAUCUCUGAAGAAGAAGCUGAUGAAGUUGCAUCUGUUGCGUAUCGAUAUCGCAAAUGGGACCUUGACAAUGGAGUAGUCUUAAUAUCACGAUGUGAGCAUGAUGCUGUUAUGCAAGGUCCAAAUGGUGAAUUACAGUUUAUCACCAUUAAAGCACUUAAUGAAUGGGAUUCAAAGUUAUCUGGUGGUGUGGAAUGGCGUCAGAAAUUGGAUACACAGAGAGGUGCUGUGCUUGCCAAUGAAUUGCGUAAUAAUGCUUGCAAAUUAGCAAAGUGGACUGUGCAAGCUCUUUUGGCUGGUUCUGACCAAAUUAAGUUUGGGUAUGUUGCCAGAGCUCAUGUACGUGACUCCUCCAAACACAUUAUUCUUGGAACUCAGCAGUUCAAGCCUAAUGAAUUUGCAACUCAGAUUACUUUGAACAUGGAUAACGCAUGGGGUAUUUUGCGAUGCAUUGUUGAUAUUUGCAUGAAACAAAAAGAUGGUAAAUACCUCAUUAUGAAAGACCCGAAUAAGCCAAUGAUCAGACUUUAUGACAUUCCGGAUAACACUUUCGAAUCAGAGAAUGAAGAUGCAGAUGAUGAAGAUGGCACAGGAGUAGCUGCAGCAUUUGGUACUACUCUGACCGUUUAAACGAUCUGGUUUGUUACUUGUCACAGGCUGGGCUUACUUGUCACAGAAGGGUUGCUAAGCAUGUUCUGGAAAUUUGUCCUCCUUUUUACUGAUGUGCCUUAGUACCCUCUUGACUUAACGCUGUAUUAUGAGUGGAAAGGAAUCAAAAAGAAAAUAUGUAAUUUUUAUUUUUUGGUUUCUAUUAUUAGCCAGCUUGUCUGGUUUCAGGCACAUUUCAAUGUAUAUGGUCUUAGGUGUCCUUAGAAAUAAAAUGAUUGCUUUUAUCUGUAAUUUAUGUGCAGAUAAAAUAUUGCCAGAAUGUGCUGUGUAAAAUGGCAGCAAUGCCAAGUCAUAUUAUCAUAAAUCAAUUAUUUCUAAAUUAAAAUGUCUUCAAUAACUUUCAAAAUGUUUUUACUUUUUACAUCUUUCAUUUGUGAUAAUGGUAAUAUGUAAGAGAAUUGAUGGCCAAAUCUGAGAUACAUGUGAGAAAAAAUUUGAAACUAUAAUAAACAGUUACUGGUAAUGGUAUGUAACUAUACAUUGUGCAACGCCACACAGCCAAUAUAGUUAAAGAAAUAAACAAAGAUUUAUAAAAUUUAAUGUUUUUGUUAUUAUUUAUUUUUUCCUUGUUCAUCUAGCUUGAAGAAUUAGUUUCCCAGAAAUAGAUGU
Gryllus bimaculatus (two-spotted cricket) is the source of this 2455-nucleotide messenger RNA. The record is from the annotation of a GenBank genome assembly. Lineage: Eukaryota; Metazoa; Arthropoda; Insecta; Orthoptera; Gryllidae.